AUGUCAUCAAAGAUGUUCUUCUUCAUCUUCUUCGCAUGCAUUAUUUUUGGUAUUUACUGCGAGUUGGUCGCUGAUUCCGAUGAGUACGAUAAUUCGCAAUACGAGGAGGAGGAAGAAGUUGCCGAUGAAAAGAAGAUCUGCUUUUGUUGCCGAGCAUUCGUGUGCCGUCAUCAAUUCUGUCCAUGUUCUCCAUUUACAGCAUUGUUCUGA
Caenorhabditis bovis is the source of this 210-nucleotide messenger RNA. The record is from the annotation of a GenBank genome assembly. NCBI's taxonomy places the organism in Eukaryota, Metazoa, Nematoda, Chromadorea, Rhabditida, Rhabditidae.